AAAUAUUCCUGUACUAGUUGACAUCAGCAACCUUAGUUGAAUGUUCUCAAAAUUGUUGCAGAAUAAAACUUCGAGAAUACUUCAAACAUAAGAGAAGCAACAUUCAGGGGAAGUCGUAGGUCCAAUCCGAACCGACUAACAUCUUCAAGAGAAGCAAGAUGGGUGGCUCUGCAAGCAAAAAGGAGGAGGAGGAGCCGAUACCACCAAGGACGCCUGCUACUCCUGGUCCUGUCGAACCGAGUAAGACAGCGCACAGUGCAUGGCCAUCCCCUUAGAGCGUGAUUCUACUUGGAUUCUCGUAUUCCAGUAGAAAAAGAACUGCGCGUUUGAAAAUAACUGCCUGUUUGUACGCGCCUAGAUGACACUACUUCUCGGAGAAAAAAAUAUAGGCGGAUGAAUAAAGACGUAAGGACUGUCCGAAUGCGAUUGAUUGAGGACAAGGAUUCGCCAGUAGAACCAAAGCGAAAUAAACCCAACACACAACGGACUAACUCUAAAUAUAUCUCGAAUGAUAAAUAAGAGGCCAACAAGUACAAGGAUCAUGCUUCCUGGGGAUGUAAAUACGUGGUAUACGACCACAUCUCUCGUAGUCGUAUUCUCUAAUGCUAAGCCUAAGCCUAAGGCUGCACCCGUCGCACCUCAGGUUCCUGAAGCAGAAUUACGUGAAAAAGAACGUCAAAAAACAAGGAAAAGGAUGCAAGUAGUCAAACACAAAAUUCAGUUUCUGCAGCUAGCGGGAGCCGAAGCAAGACUUCAACACGCACAGUUAUGCUUUGAUGUCUAGGUCUUCCCUGUCAGCUGUUCUGGACAAGUCCUCACAUUCGUAUUUCUAACAAGGCAAGCAACGGCAAGCGCGCGCUCGCAACUACAACAGGCACAAAGCCCUAGAGGACCGCCGAGUCCUCGGGGAGUUGGAGCAAGUCAAAGUCCGCAUAGUACUGUGCCGCAACAAGGUGGUCCACAGCAAAGACAGAGGCCGUUUGGUGCUGCAGCUGCACCGCAGCAGGGUCUACCAGGUCAGAGGCCGCUUGGUGCUGCAGGUGCCCCAUAACAAGGUGGUCUACAUCUACAAAGUCAAACGGGUUAACCAAGUGACUUCAGUCAUCAAAGGCCGCUUGGUGCUGCAGCAAACUAAUUUCAGAGGCCGGCAUGAGACAAUGGAAGCACGAGGAGUCUCCUUGACGCUAGAACAAAAAGAAUCUCUAUGAAGAAUAGUAAAAAGGUAGAAUCGAACCGCUACUUACCAAGAAGAUUCUCUUUUCAUCUCAGACUUUUCGAGUGUACAUGUGUCUCAAGAACGUCGACGAUGCAAGAAACACUUUGCACAGUGCGAAGGCCUACAACGAAUAGCGAGAUGAAACUCGCCUACUGCACAGCUGUGGAAAGAAGAUGAACAGUCGAUGGAGAAGAUAGGUUACAAAAAUAAUGGGACACGACGACCGAUUCAACAACUUUUGCUUUUAGAGUAUAAGUGCGAGUAGUAGCUAGUAGUAGAAGAACAGGAAGUAAAUGUAAAAAUAAUGGAGAUGCCAGGAUUUUAAAGCGGACAUGUUUUUAUUCGGUGAACAAUGAUUUACAUCUUUUACAUUACAUCUUCAUAUAUAUAAUUACGGCAUUGCUUUACAACUUAUUGUUAUUGUACAUCAUACAAUUACAACCUGCGCGUGGUGCAGUUAACCGAAAUUGAAGUCACUCGUGAGGGCUAUCGCUAUCCCCUUUUUGCCGAUUCCCACCAGUAAUUGUUGGAGCAAUGUUCGCAUGAGCCACCUUAAGAUUCCAAGAAUCAAUAUUACAAUCAAAUCACGACAUUUUUGAAAAAUCUGG
Amoebophrya sp. A25 is the source of this 1824-nucleotide messenger RNA. Lineage: Eukaryota; Dinophyceae; Syndiniales; Amoebophryaceae. The record is from the annotation of a GenBank genome assembly.